AUACCUAGGUCACCAGGACAAAGAUCUGCCUGCUGAUACUACGGUAGUAGCUGCCGGGCGUCAAUUCAUGGCACGUACUUGGAUGCUUCAGCAUGGGAAUCUGCUGGCUCCAAGUGAAGGUGAUCCUAAACAUCUCGAGUUCUCUGAUUGCGAAAUCCUAGAGAAUGGACUUGGAGGGUCACUUGUGCGUGUCGGUGAUGCCGCUGGAAGCUUUGUUGGGAUAAACAUUCGUUGUGCAAAAGGGAAGACUGCAUUCCUACCACGCAUGUUAAUUCGUGAAUGCUUGGAACAAUAUCAGAUACUAACUCUUAGAGAUUUGGAAGGAGACGAUGAUUCUGAGAAGGAAGAUGUGGAAGGAAGCGAUGAUUCAGGGCAGGAAGAUGUGGAAGGAGGCGAUGAUUCUGGGCAGGAAGAGACAGAAGACACUAGCACGUAUGGUGUAGGUUUCAUGGUUUUGCUUCAUACUCUUGCUUCUUAUGAUGCAAUAUAUCUUACCAUGGUUUGCUGA
Triticum aestivum (bread wheat) is the source of this 508-nucleotide messenger RNA. RefSeq lists its product as uncharacterized. The record is from RefSeq and is a predicted model, not a curated record. Lineage: Eukaryota; Viridiplantae; Streptophyta; Magnoliopsida; Poales; Poaceae. The transcript has 4 exons. The coding region runs from base 68 to 508 and encodes 146 amino acids.